AUGAAGUUCACUUUCGGAUUAGUCUCAAUUGUGGCGACCAUCCUCAGCGCCCCAGCGGUCACAGCCGUUCCGACCUUCGGCUUUGGAAACGGAGGUGUUUAUGGGGGAGGUGGAGGCUAUGGUUACGGAGCUGGAUAUGGCCGCUACGGAGCGGGCUAUCGUCGUGGAUAUGGCGGAUUCGGAGCACGUGGAUAUGGCGGAUUCGGAGCAGGGUGCUGUGGAUACAACGGCGGUUAUGGUCGAGGUUACGGAGCAGGGUACGGCCAAGCUUAUGGCGGUGCGUAUGGUGCAGGGUACGGCGCAGGAGGUGGUGGGCUCGGCUUAGGCUUUGGCCUCGGAUUAGGUGGCGGCAUCGGCAUCGGCAUUUGA
Molecule: messenger RNA, 369 nt
Organism: Puccinia triticina
Lineage: Eukaryota; Fungi; Basidiomycota; Pucciniomycetes; Pucciniales; Pucciniaceae
Exons: 3
Coding region: 1-369 (122 amino acids)
Source: RefSeq, a predicted model, not a curated record